Pseudopodoces humilis (Tibetan ground-tit) is the source of this 1853-nucleotide messenger RNA. RefSeq names its product sorting nexin 11 (gene SNX11). Gene Ontology annotation, molecular function: phosphatidylinositol phosphate binding. Gene Ontology annotation, cellular component: endosome. Lineage: Eukaryota; Metazoa; Chordata; Aves; Passeriformes; Paridae. The record is from RefSeq and is a predicted model, not a curated record. Gene Ontology annotation, biological process: intracellular protein transport; vesicle organization.
AAAUCGGAUUUAUUCCCGCUUUUCCCUGCUUUUCCCUGGGUUUUGGGACUCGUUGUGGUGCAGGACAUCCCUAGGAAGGAUAAAGGUGUUGGGAUGAGGAUCCUGGAAAAGCGACUUCCAGCCUCUUCGAGGCGGCUGUGUCCAAGGAAAACAGGGAAUAAAUGGGAUUUAUUAAUCGGGAAUCCACCAGCGACAAGGAAAAUCAGGAAGUCAAUGGGAUUCAUUCCCGUUUUUCUGGCUCUGGAUGGAAAAGAGGACUUCUGCUGUUCCAGGGGGUUGGGAAAGGUUUUUAGGGAUGGAUCGGGAUAAAAAAGAGCCCAGGAUAAGCAGGAAUAACAAUCCCUGGCAGGAAUUUCCCUGGAAUUCUCUCCUGGAACACCAGUCCCAGGCAGAUGUUUCCUGCUGGGCUCUGGCUCUAGGAUGUUGGAGAACCGAGAGGAAGAGCUGACCACGGUGCGGGUGCAGGAUCCCCGCGUGCAGAACGAGGGCUCCUGGAAUUCCUACGUGGAUUACAAGAUCUUCCUGCACACCAACAGCAAGGCCUUCACUGCCAAGACCUCGUGUGUGCGGCGCCGCUACCGGGAAUUCGUGUGGCUGAGGAGGCAGCUCCAGAGGAACGCCGGAUUGGUGCCGGUCCCGGAGCUGCCGGGAAAAUCCGCGUUUUUCCUGGGAAGCGCCGAUGAAUUCAUCGAGAGGCGGCGGCUGGGCCUGCAGCGCUUCCUGGAGAGGGUGCUGCAGAGCGCCGUGCUGCUCUCCGACAGCCGCCUGCACCUGUUCCUGCAGAGCCAGCUGCCCCCGGCCGCCAUCGAGGCCUGCGUGCAGGGCCGGGCGCCGCUCUCGGUGACACAGGCCAUCGUGCGGCACGCGCGGGGACAGCGCGGGGACAGCGCGGGGCUGGCCUGGGGACAGCGCGGGGACAGCGCGGCCAUGCCCGGAGCCAGCUGGGCCGGGCUGGGAAGCGCCCAGGGCUGCCCGGAGAGCUUUUCCGACUGGAGUGACUUCGGCAUGGACGAGGCGCGGCCGGAGAGCCCGGAGCGUCCGGCCGGACACGGAGUGACCCCUCUGGAGAGCCCGGAGCGUCCGGCCGGACACGGAGUGACCCCUCUGGAGAGCCCGGAGCGUCCGGCUGGACACGGAGUGACCCCUCUGGAGAGCCUGGAGCGUCCGGCCGGACACGGAGUGACCCCUCUGGAGAGCCCGGAGCGUCCGGCCGGACACGGAGUGACCCCUCUGGAGAGCCUGGAAUUCCCGGCUGGACACGGAGUGACCCCUCUGGAGAGCCCGGAGAAGCCCCGGGAUGUCCGGCCGGGCAUGGAAUGACCCCUCUGGAGAGCCUGGAAUUCCCGGCUGGACAUGGAGUGACCCCUCUGGAGAGCCCAGAAUUCCCAGAAUUCCCGGCUGGACACGGAGUGACCCCUCUGGAGAGCGCAGCAUUCCCAGAAUUCCCGGGAAUUCCAGGAAUUCCAGACACCCUCAGGCCCCACAGCCCUCGCUGGGAGAGGGAUCAGCGCGGAGCCCCGGGAUGGACGGACUGGGAGCGCUGGGAACGCGGCUCCAUUGGAGAUUCCCGAUAUUCCCUGGCAUUCCCUGGGAUCCCCUGGUAUUCCCAGCACUGUUUUCCUUGCUCUGCUCCUGCCUCCAAACCCUCUGGAAUUCCCAAAGCGGGACAACCCGAGCCGAGCUUCCCGGCGGGAAGAGGGAGGGAUGGGGCUGGAAUUUGUGUCCCCCUUCCUGCUGGGGCUUUUCCAGGGAUUUUUGGGAAAAGCGGGAGCGGCUCGGGGUGGGGUUGGUGCCUCCCCCUCCCUCAGCACGGGGUGUGGGCAGGAAAUAAAAAACAAUAAAAAUUAAAAUAC